Aspergillus fischeri NRRL 181 is the source of this 2985-nucleotide messenger RNA. RefSeq names its product putative GPI anchored protein (gene CweA). Bases 1 to 2985 code for a protein of 994 amino acids. Gene Ontology annotation, cellular component: actin filament; cytoplasm. The record is from RefSeq and is a predicted model, not a curated record. Lineage: Eukaryota; Fungi; Ascomycota; Eurotiomycetes; Eurotiales; Aspergillaceae. The transcript has a single exon. Gene Ontology annotation, biological process: actin filament polymerization. Gene Ontology annotation, molecular function: actin binding; microtubule binding.
AUGAAGGGUUUGGUCGGAGGAAUCCCUCUUGCCCUCCUCGUCGCCGCCGUCGCCAACGGCCAUGGCGAGGCGGUACAGGAGGAGGGACCGGUAACUUUGAUCGGUGGCCCCAGUGGUGACGACGGUGGGAACAGUGCUGCUAUCGGGUUCAACAGCAGCUACAGUUCCGGUGUGAAGGACAACUACCAGGACGACCACUCCGUUGAUGUGAAUAACACUGUGGUCGCCGCCGCUCCCCCUCGUCCGCCAGUGCUUGGUUACCACAAGCGAGAUGAUCCCGCAGUGACCUUUCUCAAAGGACCAUCCGGCAACGACGGCGGUAACAGUGCGGAAAUCGAGUUUGAUAGUUCAUAUGCCUCCGACGUUGAGGACUGGUACAAGGACGAUCACUCCCUUGAUAAGGAGAAUCACAUCAUUACUCCUCCUCCAAUCCACGGCUUUCGCAGGCGAGAUGAUCCCUCAGUAACCCUUGUCGGAGGUCCAUCUGGCAAUGAUGGCGGCAACAGUGUUGAGGUUGAGUUUGAUAGCUCGUACGCCUCCGCUGUCAAGGAUUCGUACAAGGACGACCACUCCGUCGACAUCGACAACCAUAUCGUCCACCCUCCCCCAGCUCCCGGUUUCCGCAAGAGAGGUGGCGGUGAGACCACAUUCUUUGGUGGUCCAUCUGGCGACGAUGGCGGCAACAGUGCUAGCUUUGAGUUCGAUAGCUCAUAUGCUUCAAGUGUUAAGGAUGCCUAUAAGGAUGACCACUCUGUUGAUGUGAAGAACACUAUCAUCCACCCGCCUCCUGUCUUUCACCCUCCCUCGGUGCCGGGUUUCCAUAAGAGAGAUGGGGGUGAUACCACCUUCUUCGGUGGUCCCUCCGGGGAUGAUGGCGGAAACAGUGCUGAGGUCGAAUUUGAAAGCGCCUAUGUGUCGAGUGUCGAGGACUACUACAAGGAUGACCAUUCAGUGGACGUCGAGAACCAUAUCAUCCACCCUCCCCCUGUUUUCCACCCUCCACCAGUUCGGGGGUUCCGCAAGAGAGAGGGCGGCGACACUGUUUUCUUUGAUGGUCCAUCUGGCGAUGAUGGCGGCAAUAGUGCUAGCUUUGAGUUUGAUAGCUCAUAUGACUCAAGUGUCAAGGAUGUUUACAAGGAUGACCACUCUGUUGAUGUCAAAAACACCGUCAUCCAUCCUCCCCCUGUCUUCCACCCUCCACCAGUUCGGGGUUUCCGCAAGCGAGAGGGCGGUGACACUGUUUUCAUUGAUGGUCCAUCUGGCGAUGAUGGCGGCAAUAGUGCUAGCUUUGAGUUUGAUAGCUCAUAUGCCUCAAGUGUCAAGGAUGCCUAUAAGGAUGACCACUCUGUUGAUGUCAAAAACACCGUCAUCCAUCCUCCCCCUGUCUUCCACCCUCCUCCGGUGCCAGGCUUCCGGAAGCGCGAUGAUGGAGGCUCUCACAUUGGCACUCCAAACUCCCAUAAACUGGCUAAGCCGGCUGCGAGCGAAGAUUCUGGAAAAUCUGCCAAAGACGGCGGAAUUACCUUCAUUAAAGGUCCCUCCGGUAACGAUGGUGGCAACAGCGCCGAUGUCGAGUUUGACAGCAACUAUGGAUCUGCUGUCGAAGAUUAUUACAAGGACGACCAUUCCGUGGAUAUCAAGAACCACAUCGUUGCGCCACCUGCUGUGCCAAAGGGCUUCCGCAAGCGCGGCAGCGGCCCUGUUUUCUUCGAUGGUCCCAGCGGGGAUGAUGAAGGGAAUGAUGCUGACUUUCUCUUUGAUAACGACUACUCGUCGAAGGUCGACAGCCACUAUGUGGAUGAUCAUUCCGUGAAGGCAGAGAACUGGAUCGUGCACGUUCCGCCGCCCCCGCCCCCCCCUCGUCCUCAGCCCCCUCAUCCUCAGGGACCUCCUUUCCUGCCCCCUCAUCCUCAGGGAACUCCUCCCCAGGCAGCUCCGCCUCCUUUCGCUGGCAACGCAGAGCCGCCUCGUCCUCAGGCACCCCCUCCGCAGGCAGCUCCGCCUCCUUUCGCUAGCAACCAAGAGGCCCCUCGUCCUCAGGCACCUGCUCCUCAGGCACCUGCUCCCCAGGCAGCUCCGCCUCCAUUUGCUGGCAACCCAGAGCCGCCUCACGGAGUGGCCCCGGUAGCAAGCGAGCCAUGCAGCACAUCCACCUUCAUUGAGACCGUCAUCAAGACCCUUGCAGACAAGCCGGUGGCUACUAAGCCCGCUGCCCCGUACAGGCCGCCUGAGCAUUCUCAGCCCCAUGUGCCUCAGCCAAAAGCUCCAUCCGACCCCAACCAUGGGUUCGAGCCGACGCAUCCCGCCGAGGCCGUGCCAACUGGUGUUUCUCCAACCCACGAGGUUGAGGCUCCCAAGGGCCACGAGAACCCUGGCUUCCAGAAGCCAGAGCCUGCCCGCCCCUCUUUCACCACGUCGAAGGUGGAAGCUCAUCCCCAGCCGACUGUCCCGUCGUACCCCCCUCAGGGAAACCCUCAAGCACACCCUGAGGGCGGCGCUCCCGCUGGCCCUGGUCACGGCCAGCCUCAAGGCGACGCGAUUCCUUGCCCGACGGGUAGGCCCGGAGGUCACCAACCUGAGCCUGCCGCUCCCGCGUAUCAACCGCAUCAACCCCAGGACGCUGACCCGAAGGAAGCUCCCAAGCACGCGGCCACCGCGGUAGAGCCCCUGACCUCCAUCACGUCCACCAUCACAGUGAGCCACACCUCCUCCUUCGCGGUCGUCCCCGUCUACAUGGACUCGAACCACAAGACCUCCUGCACGUCAGGAGCCCACCAGCGCCCCACCGACGUUGACGCCCACGACAAUCACCACGCGCCUUCCUCGGCACACAGCCAGGCCGUCAAACCCACGCACCACGCUGCUCCGUCCCCGACGCCUAGCCAGAGUAUGUUGUUCACCGGCGCCGCCGGCCGCAUCACACCCGCUGCUGGCGUCGUGUCUGCCGUGUGUGGUCUCAUGGCUGUUCUUGCCUUCGUGCUGUAA